Molecule: messenger RNA, 4740 nt
Organism: Morone saxatilis (striped sea-bass)
Lineage: Eukaryota; Metazoa; Chordata; Actinopteri; Moronidae
Gene: terf2ip
Product: telomeric repeat binding factor 2, interacting protein
Exons: 10
Coding region: 113-2215 (700 amino acids)
Biological process (GO): regulation of DNA-templated transcription; telomere maintenance via telomere lengthening
Cellular component (GO): shelterin complex
Molecular function (GO): telomeric repeat DNA binding
Source: RefSeq, a predicted model, not a curated record
GGAUGCAAUCCGCCGAAAAGAAGAAAACCCGGAAGUAGGAAUUAUUAUUUUGGUUUUUGUCGCGGCGGGAAACCUAGGAAGUAAACAAACUGAACGGUAAGAAAUCUUGACCAUGCCGUCCAAACAGCAGGAUGUGGCCAAAUCUAACAUCUCCCCAGUUCUAUUCAUGGCCGUAGACGGUGAACCCAUGUCCUUCUUCUUGCGGCCGGGUCCUCUUAAACUCCAGCUCCAGCCUCUCAUCACAGCUGGAGGAGGGAUGUUGUGCAGCAUCCAGCAGCCGGGGGCGAUCCUGCUGAUUGACCCGGACGAAAGAGGCUCCAUUCCUGAAACUACUGCUCACUGGUACGUGUCCACCAAGUACAUUCACGACUGUAUUGAGAAGGAUGAACAGAUGAGUUUAGAGGACUACAGGUUACAUCCUGAAGUGGUCCCGAGACAGUCUGCUAGACUCCAUAAUAUCAAAGAGCGCUCUCCUGGACUCUUAGGAGGCAGGAUUCCCUACACAACUGAAGAUGACGCUGCCAUUUUGAGUUAUGUCAGCAAGCACAAGACAGAAAUCGGGGGAAACCGGCUCUGGCAAGAGAUGGCGAAGCAGCGAGUGACCAGUCACAGCUGGCAGUCGAUGAAAUACCGUUACAGAAUACAACUGGCUAAGAAACAGUCAGAGGUUGUGGAGGUGACAGCAAAAGAGGAAGAGAGCGAGGCAGCAGAGAGAGAGAUCAAGGUGGAAGAAAAUCAAGAGACAGAUGUUGAAAAACCCUCCAGGGCAGAAGAUGCUGCUUCUCCUCAGAAACAUUCAACAGAAUCAGACCAAACACAGAUAGAUGACCAGUUUAUACCGGCUGAAAGCACACAACCAGAAACUGUAGAAGGUCAAACAUCUGUCUCUCCGGAAGGAGAAGUCCAACACAUGAACCCACAGACUGAUAAACAACCAGCUGGAAGCGCACAAGUAGAGACUGAAGUAUUUAACUCCCCCCAACCUGAGGGACCUUGUUUUGACCCUCAGGCAGAUGCUCCCCCUAUUCCAGCUGAGAGCACAGAACCAGAAACAGAUGAAACACAAACAAAAGUCUCUCCUCAAAAAGACAGCGUGCCAGUGGACUCGCCGCCAGCUCAGCCCAAGUCUCUGCCCAGCACCUCUUCUCAGAAGAAGCCAAAAGAGAAACAGGAGUCCUCCCCCAGGCUGGAACAACCACCGCGCCGAUUAACACGCAGGCAGCUUCAGCUUGACGAGUCUCCUGAGCCGUACGGCAAAAAACUCAGAUCGGCAUCAAGUUCUGCUGAGCAAUCGUCGUCAUCUCCCCAGCCCUUGAGGAAAACGAAAGAAGCUGUUAAAUCCGCUCUUCAAAAAGACACGACAGUCGACCAGCCGCCUACUAAGAGAGCCAGAGGAAAGAGUGUGUCAGAGACAGAGAGUCAACAGGAGGAGAGUGGACAAGCUACGGUCUCUGAAACAACACAAGCAGAAUCUGAUUCAGUGCCACAGAAAGCGGAGAAGAAAAAAGAAAAGAGAAAGUUGGGGAUUCUAGAGCUGGCUACAAAGGAGUUUGAAGAUGAAAAUGAGUCUGAUGAGGAUGAAACUCCUGACCUCCAAAACCCAACUGAAACAGCAACGAAGCAACCCACAUCGACAAAACCCCCCGUCCCCUCGUCAGACCCGGCUGUGUCCACACAGUCCAACCCUGAACGUGGACCUGGCCUCCAAGAGAACGUGCAGGAGAACCAGGCCUCCAGUAGCAAGUCCCUACCGGAGACAGGCUGCCCUGUACCUGCAGCCACUGAGCCUCCAUCGGCUGUCAAAGCAACCUCCAAAGCCCACCUAUUCAUAUUCGACAAUGAGUCUCAGGAGGAAGACUUUGAAUCCAUUUUUGGUGACAAUAUAGUCAACCUACAGCCAAGAGUGAACAAAGACGCUGCUUUUUCACUGACUCAAGUCCAGUUGGAAGAGGACAAGCAGCUGGUAAGAGAGCUGAUGAAGCAAGCCAACCAGGACUUAGUCAGUGUGACCAAAGCGCUGUUGAAGACCAGCGGAGACUUCUCUGCAGCUCUGGAUCUGCUUUUGGGUCCCCUCUCCAUUUCUGGACCGUUUUGGAAACGGUCUGAUGACGUUCUUUUGCGCUCAGGCGAUCCUGCGGUCCGACAGCAGCUGCAAGAGAAAUUCAGUGAGGAGGAGGUGGCCAAAAGAAUUGUGUUCCUCGAGAUAGAGGGAUGAAAAUGACAGACAGAUUAGUUACAGAUAGAAAGGAGGAGAACAGGAGAUUUGGACAUGUACACACGUAUACUCAUCUAAAAAUCAACUGGUGUGAAAUUAGCGAGUUAGCUGAUAUUGAUCGCAGUGUCUCUGUCUGCGUCGGUUCAUUGCCGCAACCCCUGGUUAACUUUGAAGAGAUGAAUUCAGAAACAUUUGAGGAUUAAAGCAGUUUAAGGGUUUUUUGAGUAAAGUAAAAAGUAAAAGCUAUUGUUUGUGCCAUCCUCUAUACCUUUGUUUUGGGACAGAAUCUUUUUAUGUGUUUUAGCAUGAAAAUACUGUGUCACUUUGUUUUUUUAUGUGCAUUAUGUUUGUUUUAAUGAAAGGAGGGAGUCCAUUCUGGAUCAAGAUACCUGCGAGCAUGAACGCAACCUGUUUGUUUCCCAUUUACCAGAAAAGCACCACAGCAUCUGUAUUUGAUGACGUGCAAAUUAGGCUCAACAAUCAAUCUUUCUCCAGAAUGACUGACCCAAUGUUUUAAAUUGCAUAGUAAAUAGUUUAACAUCAUUUUAAAAGGUGCAUUAUGAAAUAAAUGUCCUUUUUAUAUGUAUUUUCACCACUUACUUGAACAAAUUGCAUUUGAGUGGUUAAAAGGAAAAUGACACUUUAGCCUUGUAUGAAAUCUGUAAUAAGAAGAGCUGUUGUGGUGGCGGAUUAAUGAGAUUAAUGAUUAAUGAGCUAACUUAGUUCCUUUUAACCAAAAGGUGUUGCUGCUUUAAGUGUAGCAUAAUAUGCCUCUUCUACUCUAAGAUUUAGAAAUAUUACUGCAAAGUUCUUGCAUGUUUCAUAUACUAACACAUUGUCUGGUUUUUCUAUGCCAAAGUAAAAAGGUCAGAUGUACAGUAUGUGUGUAUGUGAGCUAUUUCCACUGUAUAUUGAGUCAUUAAGAUCCAUCAGUGCACAUUCUGGACACAACCUCUAAUGCCAAAACAACUACCUGCAUUAAAAGGGCAUUAAAUUAUAUUAUAUUAACACAAAACUCACUCUCUGAACACAUGAAGCCUAUUCUUUAAAUUAGAACAGAUUGAGUGGAAAGUAUUAAAAAAAAAAAGGAAGCGAAUUAGCCUAGAUUUUUAUUCAAUCCACCAUUUUAUUUCAUUUUACCCCCAAUAUCAAUUGAGUACAUUCAUCAGUUUUGAAACAGCCUGCCCCAGACCCACAUGAAUACACUGUAUCAAUAGUUUAAACAAAAUAAACCCACAAAUCUAGGAGAGAUAAGCAAUUAAAUUAAAGCAGACGAAUCAACCACUUAAAAUGAAAUCAACAGGAUAAUGCAAAUGAAACACAAAAACUGUCCAAUACAGUUCUGUAAAUUUUACCCAAAUAAGUAUUGCUGCACCUUUUAUUUCCCCGUCAUGUUUAUGAAAUUAAACAUAGGCAAUAAUUACAUUGAACGGGUAUGCCGAUGAACAUGUAAAACUGUAUGUUGACACCACAGUUAACACAACCGUAUAAUCCCAGUGCUACACUGAUAAAAACCAAUCGUAUAAAACCCUUUUUAGUAUGAAACAUUCACAUCAACCAGGACCUCAUUUACAUACACCUAGGUCACAUACUGUAAGUUGGUCAGGUAAGAACCCAUUUAAUAAAGCAAAACAUACCAAGGUCUCCAGUAAGUAACGGCACACCAUAUAUCCCUGGAUUUAAACAGCUACAUUUUUAUUAUUUUUUUGCUCAGCAUUUACUUGUAAGGACUUUAGAGGAAGCCUCCAAUCAAGCUACAUUCAUUAAGGAGGGUUGCUACAGUUUUAUCGACUGGAUGUCGUUGGAAUUUGACCUGCUUCAAGAGAUGAAAAGGGAGAUAACACACUAAAUGUCUCAUAGAAUUGCUGAUUUUGGGGGGGGGGGCGGGGGGGAUCAGGUAAAUGUCUGCAAACUAACAGAUCUGCAGUAGGUGUGUAUAAACACUGAGACUUUCCAGAGUUAGUAGGAUUCAUAGCUUGAUUUACAUCUUUGUCAUGUUUACUGUACACUUUGCUUUGGUUGGCUGGUUAGUGUGAUGGUCUGAGUGGUAUGUGGGGGCUACAAUCUCAACGAGGAGGAGUGAAAUACAGCAAACUAUUCUGGAUGUUAACAGCCGUACCAUCAAUAAAUAAAGCAUUUCAUGUCAUCGAUACAAAGUACAGUACCAAUAGAAGAAUGGCUCUUUGUUACUUAUCAGGCUGGUUUUACAUCAACUCAAACAUAGAGAGGUUCUCUGUGAGCAGGACUCUUCCUCAUUCUUGUCUUAUAUGAUCAAUUAGUUUUUAUUAUGGGUGAGCUGAUCUGGUCAAUAAGUGACCAAAACGUCUGGAUCAAGUUUUAAUAGUCCUGCGAAAUCAACAAAAAGCAGAAUAUGGCAACAAUAACACACUUUUUGGUUAACGUAGAAUGAUUAAAAAACAGUGAAAAAUACAUUUUCUGCCACAAAUACAAUUAAUUAAUGAUUAGGAUAGACACUGUUUUGAUUAAAAAAACAGUCUGCAUUGCAGCAAUUUAGUUAAAAAAAA